AUGCAGGUGAAAGACCUGAAGUUCGCCGGCGUCAGUGCGAACGCGUUCGCCGACGCCAUCGAGGCGAAAACGGCGUACCGCCGAGACGCGAGCGUGUUCGAGAGUAGCCAGCUAAUGACGCUGCUGGAGAGCGUGUGGCGCGAGUUCUCCGUCAGCGCUGACCUGUUCCUGUGGACCAGCUGGUACGUUCUCGACGAGCUGGCUCCUUUCGUCGAAACGUCGGUGGCCACCCACACGCGAAGUGCCAUAUCCUUCGGUCUGGCCUGCGUGGAGAUGGUAUCGCACACCAUGGCCCCAGCACUGGCUGCGCUCAUUCGCUUGUCACAAGUCACGAGCAAGGCUCGCCACCAGAUAACCACAAUGACCAACGUCCUCGCCAGUUGCCUCAAGGGAAAGACUCCUUGGAUAUCGCCGUUCGCGACGCCUCCUCGCGUGAUCGUGGGCUUUCCUCCGCAUGCCGACAGCGUGGAGCGGCUGGAUGCCUUCUACGCCACGUUUCCGGUGCCGCGGCAGCUGACCAACGCCUUCUUUGCCGACUGGGUGACGGGGGCUGACGAGCGCGCAUUGCGCCUGUCCGCCGACCAGGACCACGUGGACGUGUUCGGGCUGGACGUUGACGUGGGCGCCGACGGCACGGUCGUCGUGCCCGCAGCCCUGUUCGCGCUGCCGUUCUUCUUGCCUGACGGUCCGGUGGCGCUCAACGUGGGCGGGCUCGGACAUUUGAUCGCCAGGCGGCUUGCUCAGAGGUACCUGGUGCCGAACUCAGUCCUGCCCGCCGGGUGCCAAGCCUCGGCCUCGGGCAGCGAAGCCGGCUGGCUCCUGCCGAACCUGCUUGCCUACUCGUGCAUUGGUCACGCGCUGUCCGCGCUGAAUGGAAGCCACCAACGCCGUCUGCCUCAGCUCGCUGGGCUCAAGCCGGAGACGAUCAUGUACACCGUCGGCUGCCUGAAGGAUUGCAUCGCACGACGUGGAGGACUGGGUCGUUGCACGGCGUCGUCGCAGGGGCUGAAAGCGUUCGAGGAGGCGUUCUCGUGCGACUUGAAAGGACAACAGGGUCUCACCUGCACGUUGUGAUACCAUUUUCACGCACAAGAGUCCGUUCUGUCACAAGAACAUUAUACCAUUUGGUGAAGGUACAAGGUAGAACAAACAAGAAAACGCCAUCGAAUAAAAGUUAUA
Dermacentor andersoni is the source of this 1179-nucleotide messenger RNA. RefSeq lists its product as uncharacterized. The record is from RefSeq and is a predicted model, not a curated record. Gene Ontology annotation, molecular function: metallopeptidase activity. Lineage: Eukaryota; Metazoa; Arthropoda; Arachnida; Ixodida; Ixodidae.